UUUGUUGAGCUGACUGGCAAACCUCUGACUUGAGACUUUGGCAAGGUCAGUGCUUGGUUCUCCAAAGUUUGCACCCUGUAAUUGUUACUUUGGAAGUAAUCCUCACUCUUUUCUGUAUUACCCAUCUGAUCAUCUGGCCAAAGGCGGUGGCAAAAGUUGCAAAUAGAAAUGGAACAGAAAAUGGCUGAGGCGCGGGGCAGCCUCUCGGUGUGUGCUGGCUUGCAGUGGCUGCACAGGUGAUGGCGAGGGACAAAUCUCUGCCACGUUUCGGUGUCCAGAGCUCUGCGGUCAGGACGGGAGCCACAGUUUCAGCCUGGGGUGGCUCUGGCAACUACAGAUCCCAGGGAGCAUUGCCGAGAGCAGCUCCGUGCGGGGCCAAUGGCAGCGGGGACCUCCCAGCUCCGUGCGUGUCAGCUGCCAGCGUUCAAAAGCGCCGCACGGAGUUCGCAGUUGCCCUGGGCUACUCAGACUCUGUGUGAGCUCCGACUUGACGUGUUCUGUAUCCCGCAGCCUCCCUGGCGGCUGGGAAAAGCCCGCUGGAGCAGUGCCGAUGGAUGCCAUCCUGAGCUGCAACCCGGAGGACCUGGAGGAUUACUACAACUUGCUGGGAUGCGAUGAGCUAUCGACGGCUGAACAGAUUCUUGCUGAAUACAAGAUUAAAGCCCUGGAAUGUCAUCCUGAUAAGCAUCCUGGAAACCCUAAAGCAGUGGAGAAUUUCCAGAAGCUGCAGCAAGCCAAGGAGAUUCUGACCAACGAGGAGAGCCGGGCGCGUUACGAUUUCUGGCGCCGCAGCAAAUCAAUGCACUGGGCUGUCCAAAGUAAGAAGGACCAAAUGCUGGAAGCUCCUGACUUUGGUGACACCAACAACACAACUACUGAGAUGUGGACCCAACAGAGGGAAGACAGUGGAGAUGGAUUGUUGGAAGGGAGCAGGGAGCAAGAAGAUGUUGCAAUUCCUGAUGUGAAACCACAGUCUUCAAAGAAUCCAGACUCCCCAAGAUUUUCAGAGGGGAAUUACUGGCACUUGCGUUUCCGCUGGUCAGGCGACGCUCCAUCUGACCUUCUGAGGAAAUUCAGAAACUAUGAGAUCUAAAAUGAGAAACACAGGAGCAUGAGAUCAUCUGUUCAGCAGUUCAGUAUUUUUGCUUUUGCCAGCAGUUAUAAGUUAUUUGUAUUUUGUAUUCUUUGAUCUGUUGUUCCAGUCAGUGUCUGAAUACUGAUUUAUCACGUGCUGUGAGUGUUACAUGGAGGUUUUUCUGUUCAGUAAGCAAAACCCUUUUCAGUAUUAAUAUACAGUGAUUUUGUGAAGUUACCUAACAUCUUAUAUAUUGUUUAUUGUAUUCUCAAAUAUUGUGUAGUGAUUAAUAUUCCUUUCCAUAGUGUGGUGUUAUAAAAAACAUACUCCUAGUAGAACCCUGGGCUCCAGGGUAUCUAUCCUACUCAGUGAGGAUCUUCCAAAACCUUGAUGACAAUGAACUUUAAAGAGAACUGUGCUUAUCUCUCACCUCUGUGCUCUGCUUCACUUCUCCAUUGCAUUGUACUUGCUGCAGUGAUUUAUAAUGUACUCAUUACAAACUGAACUUGUAGGAGAGUUGUGAUCUUACAGAAGAAAUAAGAAGGUUCUUUUUCUCCAAGGUCUUUGUGACAGAUCAAGCACUCCUAAAAAUCACUCAUCUUCUACCUUAACAGGAACACCUUUUGCACCAGAUACUUGUUUUGGAAGGCAAUUCCAGAACUUUACUUCUCCAAAUAGCAAUUUUUGUCUUAAGAUGUAUUAGUGGAAAACUGAUCCCAUGUGUAUGUGUGCCAGCAUCAUCCUGUGGCUUCACAGCCAUUCCCCUCCCUGCUCAGGUGUGCCAUAGACAUGGUUUUAUCAGGGUUUUGUACAGUGAGGAAUGAAAAAUCAGACUCACGUGUACAAAAUCUCACAUGAAAAAUUUUUGAUACUUUGGGCAACUUUUCAAAUUCUACAUUGUUGUUUAUUUAUUUUGUGUUUGUUUUCCUCUUUGCAAACUUGGCUAAUAUGUCAGGUAUUGACAUUGUGGUUUUGUGCAGGCAGAUAAUUCCAUCAGCAGCAAAUAAAACUUCAUGCAUACAGCAAA
This is a messenger RNA of Catharus ustulatus (Swainson's thrush), 2102 nucleotides long. It is a transcript of the gene DNAJC12, whose product is annotated as DnaJ heat shock protein family (Hsp40) member C12. The record is from RefSeq and is a predicted model, not a curated record. The coding region runs from base 551 to 1093 and encodes 180 amino acids. Gene Ontology annotation, cellular component: cytoplasm. NCBI's taxonomy places the organism in Eukaryota, Metazoa, Chordata, Aves, Passeriformes, Turdidae. The transcript is spliced from 5 exons.